Parnassius mnemosyne (clouded apollo) is the source of this 921-nucleotide messenger RNA. Lineage: Eukaryota; Metazoa; Arthropoda; Insecta; Lepidoptera; Papilionidae. The record is from the annotation of a GenBank genome assembly.
AUGCAGUUGUUAAAACAUACUUAUGGUUCCCGUCUUCCACCACAUAAAAUAUAUAGAGAACUGUUUAAUAAGGAGCAAGGCGAUGAAAGCACGGAUGUAUUUGUUUGUAAAGCAACAACCCUGCUAGCACAAUUACCACCAGGCACGUUAGCUGAGAAUCCUGUACAGUUAGACAUGGUUUAUGGACUGCUGCAUAGGAAAAUACGCGAAAAGGUAGUCAGAGUCUCCGUUAUGACAUUUUCAGAGUUACUUGAAAAAGCACGUGCUGUAGAGGACCUUUUUGAAGAAAGACGAAUGAGACCACAUAUGCGUCAGCAGAUUUCCUCUAAUAGAUCAUUAGCUGUAUCUUCAUCUACCUCUAAUAAUAAUCAGGCGCGAAUAAAUGCGUCUGUUGCAACAAGUUAUAGUGGAAAUAAUAAGUUUAGACCUCACUGUGCAUACUGUAAGAAAUAUGGUCAUGAUAAGGAAACAUGUCACAAACGGCCACAAGUUAAAAUGGGUCAACAAAAAAAGGACAUAAGUAACAAUGAAACAGGUGCUAAAGGUACUUCAGUUGUUGUUUGGUUGAUUAACUCUGAACUUGAAAUUAAAUUAGCUGAUGGUUCAGUUUGUAAUAGAAAUGUAGAAAUAGCUACUGUAAAUGUUGAUAUUUGUGGAAUUGUUGUCUCCACAACUUUCGUUUUAUUACCAGGUAUCAAGGACACAUUACUUGGCAUGAAUUUUAUUAAAGAUUCGGGAAUGGUUAUCGAUCUAAAGUUAAAUAGAUUUUCAUUAAGAGAUGUAACAGGCACAUAUUUUCCGGGAAAAGCCACUAAAUUUGCGGUACAUCGUAUUAACACGGGAGACUAUGCACCUAUUGAAGUGCCGCGUUAUCGAUUGACUCAUGCGAAAAAGGAAAUAGUACGCGCUGAACUGAAUUAG